Aspergillus aculeatus ATCC 16872 is the source of this 1230-nucleotide messenger RNA. Its product is annotated as putative GPI anchored cell wall protein (Dan4). The record is from RefSeq and is a predicted model, not a curated record. The coding region runs from base 1 to 1230 and encodes 409 amino acids. The transcript has a single exon. Lineage: Eukaryota; Fungi; Ascomycota; Eurotiomycetes; Eurotiales; Aspergillaceae.
AUGGCGUUGUCAACUCGCCUGCUCCAACUGCUUCUCUUAUCCCUGAUCGCCUUAUCUGCGAUUGCAGCCCCGGCCGCCGAUCAGUCCGAAUCCGACGCCCCAUCGGUUGCCGACAGCAUCGAAGAGACAUCCCUCCACAAGGCUCUGCAUCUGUUCCAGAGGUUCAGCCACGGCAUCUUCCAGUCUGACGAGAAAGCUGCCGCAGCUCUCCAGCAGGAGGAUCCGUCGUUGGCUGAACACUUGAACCUGGUCAAGCGAGCGGAUGGCAACUCGACGGCUGCGGUAGAGACGACGAGCCAGGCCUCGGAGCCGGCAGCGACCACUUCUGCCGCCGCGGCAGCGACCACCGCUUCGCAGGCUGAGAGUUCCACCAGCAGUGCGCAACAGCCCACCACUGCUGCGGAAACUACCGCCGCUCCUACGACCACUGCUGCCCGCACGACCGCUGCGAGACCUACGACUAGCUCUAGCAGCAGUGAGUCCAGCUCUAGCAGCAGUGAGUCGAGCUCUAGUAGCAGUGAGUCUAGCUCCUCGUCUCCGUCCACGUCUUCUUCUUCCUCUUCUGCCUCUACGGCGACCACCUCGUCGACCUCUUCCUCCUCGUCGUCUGCCACGGCGACGUCGACCUCUACUACUACUACUUCUUCGUCCACUUCGUCUACAUCUUCGUCCUCGUCCUCUUCUCACACCACCGCAGCUAGUACCACGAUCCCCACCGUCGCGGCCACUACUACUACUACCUCUACUUCUGCUACUUCCACUACCACUAGUACCACUUCAUCCAGCUCACAUACUACCGCAGCUCACACGACCUCCACCACCUCAACAACAUCCACCUCCUCGACCUCCUCGUCCUCCACUACAUCCAGAUCCACAUCCACCACCUCGACCUCGACCUCCACCACCCUCGAAACCACCACCUCCACCACCUCCACCUCCUCCUCCUCAACCAAGGACUCCCAAACCACAGACGACAGCUCCACCACCAGCGCCAAGACCACCCCCUACACCUCCACCUACAAGCUGACCACCACGCUCCCCAACGGCCAGCAGAGCACCGUCACCGCCAUCACCGUCAUCCACCCGACCGAGACCGCCCACGAGGUCGCCACCGGCACCCGCGGAUCCCCGAGUCUGCAGACCGACAACGGUGCCGCGACCGCGCACGGUCUGGGCCGGGAGCUGUUCGUGAUGGUCGGUGGAGCGGCCGUGGUGGCUAUGGCUCUGUAA